UCAUUAUUUCCCCCAACUUUCUGUUUUUUUUUUUUUUUCUUUCUUUCUUGAGAAAACCCAAAAACUCUUCUUCUCUGCUUCUCAAAUCAGUACUCCUUCUUCAAUGGCGGUUUCUUCUUCGUCUAUGUGUUUAAACGCUGGUCGACUGCCCCCAGCUCGAUCGAUUUCUUCUCCGUCGCGUCUGUUCCCAGUGACUAGCUUCUCCCCUCGCUCCCUACUUAUCUCCGAUAGACGAUCCCUGGUAUCUUCAUCUGGCUCUGGCCUCCGAUUCUCUGCUCUCUGCCUGCGUGAUUCCAAAGCUGAAGUUACACAAAGUUCGUGGGAAAACUCGGUCCUGAAAAGCGAAACGCCUGUGCUUGUAGAAUUCUACACUAGUUGGUGCGGUCCAUGCAGGAUGGUCCACCGGAUAAUAAACGAAAUUGCAGGGGACUAUGCUGGAAAGCUAAACUGCUAUGUCCUGGAUGCAGACAGUGACUCGUUGGUGGCUGAAGAGUAUGAGAUCAAGGCUGUACCUGUAGUGCUCCUCUUCAAGAACGGUGAGAAACGAGAGUCGAUCAUGGGUACAAUGCCCAAAGAGUUUUACAUUUCCGCCAUUGAAAGAGUUUUGAACUCGUGAAGUAGGUAACAUCAUUGAUGAGAAUUUCUCACUAGCACUUUGAUAUGAAUGGCUUAAUAUCUCAUUGAUACCCAAGAACUGUGUCUUCUCUCUCGUGUCUGAACCUCUUUUGAGUUUUCUUUGUGCUUUUGUGUUCUGUGAAUAUAACCGGUGGAUUUGUGGGAAGAUGACUCGGGCAUUAUUGUGAAUACACACAUUUUCCAUCUUCAAUUUAUCUAAGUUUUGUUA
This is a messenger RNA of Brassica oleracea var. oleracea, 844 nucleotides long. Its product is annotated as thioredoxin M3, chloroplastic. Bases 104 to 616 code for a protein of 170 amino acids. Lineage: Eukaryota; Viridiplantae; Streptophyta; Magnoliopsida; Brassicales; Brassicaceae. The record is from RefSeq and is a predicted model, not a curated record. The transcript is spliced from 2 exons. Gene Ontology annotation, molecular function: oxidoreductase activity, acting on a sulfur group of donors, disulfide as acceptor. Gene Ontology annotation, cellular component: cytoplasm.